This is a messenger RNA of Solea solea (common sole), 1326 nucleotides long. RefSeq names its product ubiquitin specific peptidase 21 (gene usp21). Gene Ontology annotation, molecular function: cysteine-type deubiquitinase activity. NCBI's taxonomy places the organism in Eukaryota, Metazoa, Chordata, Actinopteri, Pleuronectiformes, Soleidae. The transcript is spliced from 11 exons. Bases 1 to 1206 code for a protein of 401 amino acids. Gene Ontology annotation, cellular component: cytoplasm. Gene Ontology annotation, biological process: protein deubiquitination. The record is from RefSeq and is a predicted model, not a curated record.
AUGCCUGGAGCCAGUGCUGUCAACGUGGACGGGUCCUGUGAGACCCUGUGUCGAACCUUGGUGUCUCAGAACGGUCUUCAGAGAGAGACGGCUGACAUCUCCCAGUCUGUCCUCUACACCUCACUGAUGGGUCUGCUCCUGGUUGCUGACAAGAAAGAACAGCCGACCAUAGGAAGUGGGAGGAUCGGCCUUAGAAACAUAGGAAACACAUGUUUCCUGAACGCAGUGGUCCAGUGUUUGUCUCACACUCACGCCCUGCGGGACUACUGCCUCCUCAAGUCCUACAGGCAUGAGAAGUUUUCCACAGAGGAGGCUAAGCUCAUGGAAGCUUUCUCUCAGGUGCUCUCAGGCCUCUGGGACGUCAACGAGGAAACCGUUGUAAAUCCUCAACAGUUGUACAACAUUUUUAAAGAAGUGGUGCCUUAUUUCAGUGGUUACAGUCAACAAGAUGCUCAGGAGUUCCUCAGGUUCCUCUUAGACAAACUUCACUCAGAAAUCAACCGCAGACCCAACAUCCGAAGAACGGGGAAGGAGCUGGAACAAAAAUAUGCCAGAAUUAGACUUUCAGAGGAGGCAGCCAUGUGGAAGAAGCACUUGGAGAGAGACGACAGCAGGAUAGUAGAUUUGUUCUCGGGACAGCUGCAGAGUUCAUUGCAUUGCUCAGUGUGCUCACACUAUUCCAACACCUUUGAUGUGUUCUGUGAUCUGUCGCUGCCCAUUCCCAAGAGGAAUUCUGCAAGCCAGGUGACACUGAAGGAGUGUUUGGACCACUUCACUCAGGAGGAGAAACUAGACAAGGAGAACUCACCUAUGUGUGAGAGGUGUAACAGACACACAGAAUGCACCAAGCGGCUGUCCAUCCACAGGUUUCCCCAAAUUAUUGUGAUGCAUCUGAAUCGUUUUACAACGUCCCGGUGGUCGAUCAGUAAAAGCACAGUCUUCGUAUCCUUCCCGCUCACAGACUUGGAUCUUGGACCGUACGGACCUGUCGACUGUGGCCCAGUUCUGUAUGAUUUGUACGCAAUAUGCAACCAUGCUGGUUCAGUCAAUAUGGGCCACUACACUGCCUGCUGUUCAGAUGAGAAUGGCUGGUGCUUCUACAACGAUUCCAGUGUGACUCCAGUUUCUGAGAACCAGCUUCAGACCAAUCAAGCCUAUGUGCUGUUCUACCAGCGCAGCAACAGCACUGCCACCAUCAGGAAAUAGAGCUGAGACUGGCUGAAUCGAGCAGCCAAUCACGGCGACUUUACUUCAAGUAUCCAUAGAAACAAACAGAAGCAGCAGUGGCUGUAACUCUGACAUCUGUGAAAUAAUGUUUGAGGAGGA